This is a messenger RNA of Hippopotamus amphibius kiboko, 1396 nucleotides long. RefSeq names its product nuclear receptor subfamily 1 group I member 3 (gene NR1I3). Gene Ontology annotation, molecular function: nuclear receptor activity; zinc ion binding; RNA polymerase II cis-regulatory region sequence-specific DNA binding. Gene Ontology annotation, biological process: cell differentiation; positive regulation of transcription by RNA polymerase II; negative regulation of transcription by RNA polymerase II. The record is from RefSeq and is a predicted model, not a curated record. Bases 218 to 1264 code for a protein of 348 amino acids. The transcript is spliced from 9 exons. NCBI's taxonomy places the organism in Eukaryota, Metazoa, Chordata, Mammalia, Artiodactyla, Hippopotamidae.
ACAACUGGAGGCCACACACAACAGAAGUUCCUUGUUUUCCAGGUACGGAGAGCCAUAAUCCCUAACUCUAAACACUAGCAGCUCUUGAGAUCAAGGGGAAAGCAGGGUAGAACUGAAGUCUGGGGAGAAGAAUCCAGCACCGGAUCCUGUGGGCUGCAGGUUACGUGCUGCCUAAGAGGAACAGGGGCCUGUGACAGCCACCCCGGAACCUGAAACCAUGGCCAGUGGGGAAGACCAGCCGAGGAACUGUGUGGUGUGCGGGGACCGAGCCACAGGCUAUCACUUCCACGCCCUGACCUGUGAGGGCUGCAAGGGUUUCUUUAGGCGAACAGUCAGCAAAAGCACUGGUCUCACGUGCCCCUUUGCUGGAAGCUGUAAGGUCAACAAGACCCAGAGACGCCACUGCCCAGCCUGCAGGUUGCAGAAGUGCCUAGAUGCUGGCAUGAAGAAGGACAUGAUCCUACCAGCAGAAGCCCUGGCAUUGCGGCGAGCAAGACAGGCCCAGCGACGGGCACAGCAAGCAUCGAUGCAGCUGAGUAAGGAGCAGAAAGAGCUAGUCCAGACACUCCUGGGGGCCCACACUCGCCACAUGGGCACCAUGUUUGACCAGUUCGUGCAGUUCAGGCCUCCAGCUCAUCUGUUCACCCAUCACCAGUGCUUGCCCACUCUGGUCCCUGCACUGCCUCUGCUCAUGCAUUUCGCAGACAUCAACACUUUCAUGGUACAGCAAAUCAUCAAGUUCACCAAGGACCUGCCCCUCUUCCGGUCCCUGCCCAUGGAGGACCAGAUCUCCCUCCUAAAGGGAGCAGCUGUAGAAAUCUGUCAUAUUGCACUCAAUACUACUUUCUGUCUCCAAACACAAAACUUCCUUUGUGGGCCUCUUCGCUAUACAAUAGAAGAUGGAGUGAAUGUGGGGUUCCAGGAAGAGUUUUUGGAGUUGCUCUUUGGCUUCCAUAGGACGCUGCGCCGACUGCAGCUCCAGGAGCCUGAGUACGUGCUCAUGGCUGCCCUGGCCCUCUUCUCUCCCGACCGGCCUGGGAUAACCCAGAGGGAGGAGGUUGAUCAGUUGCAAGAAGAGAUGGCACUGACUCUGCAGAGCUACAUCAAAGACCAGCAGCCAAGUCCCCGGGACCGGUUUCUCUAUGCGAAGCUGCUGGGCCUGUUGGCUGACCUCCGAAGCAUCACCAAUGCAUUUUGGUACCAAAUCCAGAACAUCCGGGGACUGUCCACCAUGAUGCCGCUGCUCCAGGAGAUCUGUAGCUGAGGCCUGGUUCACCUCCUUCCCCAGCCCACCUGGACACGCUGGACUGGAAAGGGGAGAAUUCUGGGACCAGAGGUUGGAGCCAGUAAAAAGGGAGCCCACUGGUUGCAAUGAAAGAUUAAAGUAAUAACUGCC